Molecule: messenger RNA, 678 nt
Organism: Sordaria macrospora k-hell
Lineage: Eukaryota; Fungi; Ascomycota; Sordariomycetes; Sordariales; Sordariaceae
Biological process (GO): NAD-cap decapping; nuclear-transcribed mRNA catabolic process
Cellular component (GO): nucleus; cytosol
Molecular function (GO): mRNA 5'-diphosphatase activity
Source: RefSeq, a predicted model, not a curated record
AUGCAAUACUGGGGCUACAAGUUUGAGACCCUUAGCACACUGCCGAGACCAUGGGGAGAGACUUCUCGCGAAUUCAUCGAAGGUCGCCCCGAUCAUGCCGUGAACAACAAGGAGCAAUACUGCUCAGUAGUGCGUACCGGCAUUGGCAGCACCAUUCUCUGCAUUGGUGGCGAGGUUGAUGCUAUAUGGGACGACAAACCGAGGACUCCAGGCGACCCUAUCAACUGGGUGGAGCUCAAGACGUCGGCAGUGAUUCAAAACGACCGUCAGGCUAACAACUUUGAGCGUAAGCUCAUGAAGUUUUGGAUUCAGUCCUUCCUUCUUGGCGUCCCUAAGAUUAUCGUCGGCUUCCGGACCCAGGAUGGUCUCCUGGUUGAGACCAAAGAGUUCCGAACGAUGGAGAUACCAUUAAUGGUCAAGAAGAAUGGGCGGCCAAAAUGGGACGGCGAUACGUGCGUCAAUUUUGCCAACGGCUUCCUUGAGUGGCUUCGCCACACUAUUACCGACGAGGGUGUAUGGAGGAUCAAGAGAAGGCCUCGGUCGGCUGAAAUUGAAGUGUUCAAAGUUGAGGAGGUGGGCCACGGAGACAUCAUCACAGAUGAGUUCAUGAACUGGCGGAUCAAGCUCGAGCUUCGUCAGACACAGUCACCAACCGAAGACAAAGGGGCAGACGAGUAG